UCAGUAAGAGGGGAAAAGAGAGAGCUUGUGAGAGACAGCAGAGCGGUCCCAGGCUUCCUCAUCUCGUUCACGUCAGAGGCAGGAACCGACUGUGCUAAGGCUGUUGGCUCAACACGCAGAGACAGAGCCCGAGCAGCCUCAGAGACAGGGAAAGAAGAGACCUCCCUGACCCAAGAAAUUACCACGAGUGGAGUAAAGCCAUCUGACUUUUUGGUCUUAUUUUGGUCGCUUCUUCUCUCCUUCUACUGGUAGACCUACCAGCUGCUGUUUCGUUUCUUUCGUAAAGCCUUCUCUCUGCCUCUCAGAAAAAAAAAAAAAAAAAAAAGAAGAAGAAGGCAAGAGAGGGAGAGAGGUGGGCGCUCUAGGUGAGCGCAUCAGCUGGCUCCAGCCCGAACGGACACGAAUUCUCUACCUUGGAAGCUGCUUUAGCUCUCAGCUACCCACCCCCAACCUGGGUGUCUGCAUCAACUCAUUGCUCAGAGGUCGGAUCUCAUCUGGAGUUAGACUCACAGAGCACGUGGUCAAGAGAAACCAUCCGAGAGGACAACAUCACGAGAUUCCUAUAACUCCAUGCUGGCUACUACUGAGAGCUCUUGAACCAAGCUCUGGCUGAGAAGAUGGGGAUCGAUGGGGAAACAGUAGUCUUGAAGAACAUGCUCAUUGGUGUAAACCUGAUCCUGUUGGGAUCCAUGCUCAAGCCUUCUGAGUGUCGGCUGGAGGUGACUACAGAAAGGGUUCAGAGACAAACUGUGGAGGAGGAAGUAGGGGCUUCCAGCUACAACACUUCCAGCAAGGAACAACCUAUGGUCUUCAACCAUGUAUAUAACAUCAACGUGCCACUUGAAAGCCUCUGCUCCUCGGGGCUGGAGGCCUCAGCCGAGCAGGACAUGAGUGACGAAGAUGAUACUCUGGCCGAAUACACAGGCCAAACCUCAGACCAUGAAAGCCAGGUCACCUUCACCCACAAGAUCAACCUCCCCAAAAAAGCCUGCCCAUGUGCAAGCUCUUCCCAGGUACUGCAGGAACUGCUGAGCCGGAUCGAGAUGCUGGAGAGGGAGGUGUCCUUGCUGCGAGACCAGUGCAGUACCAACUGCUGUCAGGAAAGCGCUGCCACAGGACAACUGGACUAUGUCCCUCACUGCAGCGGCCAUGGCAACUUUAGCUUCGAGUCCUGUGGUUGCAUCUGCAAUGAAGGCUGGUUUGGCAAGAACUGCUCAGAGCCCUACUGCCCACUGGGCUGCUCCAGUCGGGGGGUGUGUGUCGAUGGCCAGUGCAUUUGUGACAGUGAAUACAGCGGAGAUGACUGUUCAGAGCUCCGGUGCCCAACAGACUGCAGUUCCCGAGGGCUCUGUGUGGAUGGGGAAUGUGUCUGUGAAGAGCCCUACACAGGCGAGGACUGCAGGGAGCUGCGCUGCCCUGGGGACUGUUCAGGGAAGGGGCAAUGUGCCAAUGGUACCUGCCUGUGCCAAGAGGGCUAUGUUGGUGAGGACUGCAGCCAGCGACGGUGUCUGAAUGCCUGCAGUGGGCGAGGUCACUGCCAGGAGGGUCUCUGCAUCUGUGAGGAAGGCUACCAGGGCCCUGACUGCUCAGCAGUUGCCCCUCCAGAGGACUUGCGAGUGGCUGGUAUCAGCGACAGGUCCAUUGAGCUGGAAUGGGACGGGCCGAUGGCAGUGACGGAAUAUGUGAUCUCUUACCAGCCGACGGCCCUGGGGGGCCUUCAGCUCCAGCAGCGGGUGCCUGGAGAUUGGAGUGGUGUCACCAUCACGGAGCUGGAGCCAGGUCUCACCUACAACAUCAGCGUCUACGCUGUCAUUAGCAACAUCCUCAGCCUUCCCAUCACUGCCAAGGUGGCCACUCAUCUCUCCACUCCUCAAGGGCUACAGUUCAAGGCGAUCACAGAGACCACCGUGGAGGUGCAGUGGGAGCCCUUCUCUUUCUCCUUCGACGGGUGGGAGAUCAGCUUCAUUCCAAAGAAUAAUGAAGGAGGGGUGAUUGCUCAGCUCCCCAGCGACGUUACAUCCUUUAACCAGACAGGACUGAAACCUGGGGAGGAGUACAUUGUGAAUGUUGUGGCUCUAAAGGAACAAGCCCGUAGCCCUCCUACCUCUGCCAGCGUCUCCACUGUCAUUGACGGGCCCACACAGAUCCUUGUCCGAGAUGUCUCUGAUACUGUGGCUUUUGUGGAAUGGACCCCACCUCGAGCCAAAGUUGAUUUCAUUCUCUUAAAAUAUGGCUUGGUGGGUGGCGAAGGUGGGAAGACGACCUUCCGGCUGCAGCCUCCCCUAAGCCAGUAUUCAGUGCAAGCCCUUCGACCUGGCUCCCGCUAUGAGGUAUCCAUCAGCGCAGUCCGGGGGACCAAUGAGAGUGAUGCCUCAAGUACACAAUUUACAACAGAGAUUGAUGCUCCCAAGAAUUUGCGAGUGGGUUCCCGCACAGCAACUAGCCUCGACCUGGAAUGGGAUAACAGCGAGGCCGAAGCUCAGGAGUACAAGGUUGUGUACAGCGCCCUAGCCGGUGAACAGUACCAUGAAGUGCUGGUACCCAAGGGCAUCGGCCCAACUACCAAGACCACCCUCACAGAUCUGGUUCCAGGCACAGAGUAUGGAGUUGGAAUAUCUGCGGUAAUGAACUCAAAACAAAGCAUUCCUGCCACCAUGAAUGCUAGGACUGAACUUGACAGUCCCCGAGACCUCAUGGUAACAGCCUCCUCAGAGACCUCUAUCUCUCUCAUCUGGACCAAGGCCAGUGGUCCCAUUGAUCACUACAGAAUUACUUUUACCCCAUCUUCUGGGAUCUCCUCUGAAGUCACUGUGCCCAGGGAUAGGACUUCAUACACACUAACAGACCUAGAGCCUGGAGCCGAAUACAUUAUCUCCAUCACUGCUGAGAGGGGUCGGCAGCAGAGCCUGGAGUCUACUGUGGAUGCCUUCACAGGCUUCCGCCCUAUCUCCCAUUUGCACUUUUCUCAUGUGACCUCCUCCAGUGUCAAUAUUACCUGGAGUGACCCAUCUCCCCCAGCAGACAGACUCAUUCUGAACUACAGCCCCAGGGAUGAAGAGGAAGACAUGAUGGAGGUCCUCUUGGAUGCCACCAAGAGGCACGCUGUCUUGAUGGGUCUACAGCCAGCCACUGAAUAUAUAGUGAACCUUGUAGCCGUCCAUGGGACGGUAACCUCUGAACCCAUAGUGGGUUCUAUCACUACAGGAAUUGAUCCUCCCAAAAACAUCACAAUUAGCAAUGUGACUAAGGACUCCCUGACGGUGUCCUGGAGCCCUCCUGUUGCGCCUUUUGAUUACUACCGAGUAUCAUAUCGACCCACCCAAGUGGGACGGCUAGACAGCUCCGUGGUGCCCAACACUGUGACAGACUUCACCAUCACCAGGCUGUAUCCAGCUACUGAAUACGAAAUAAGCCUCAACAGUGUCCGGGGCAGGGAGGAGAGUGAACGCAUCUGCACCCUGGUGCACACAGCCAUGGAUAGCCCCAUGGAUUUGAUCGCGACCAACAUCACACCGACAGAAGCCCUGCUCCAGUGGAAAGCACCCAUGGGUGAAGUGGAAAAUUAUGUCAUCAUCCUCACACACUUUGCAAUUGCUGGAGAGACCAUCCUGGUUGACGGAGUCAGCGAAGAAUUCCAGCUUGUAGACCUGCUUCCUAGCACCCACUACACUGUCACUAUGUAUGCCACCAGUGGGCCUCUCAUGAGUGGCACCAUUGCCACCAACUUCUCCACCCUCCUGGACCCUCCUGACAACCUGACAGCCAGUGACGUCACCAGGCAAAGCGCACUGAUCUCCUGGCAGCCGCCCAGAGCUGCGAUUGAAAACUAUGUCUUGACAUACAAGUCCACCGAUGGAAGCCGCAAGGAACUGAUUGUGGAUGCUGAAGACACCUGGAUCCGACUGGAGGGCCUGUCAGAGAACACAGACUACACAGUGCUCCUGCAGGCAGCUCAGGAGGCCACAAGGAGCAGCCUCACCUCUACUGUCUUUACCACAGGGGGCCGGGUGUUCUCUCAUCCUCAAGACUGUGCCCAGCAUUUGAUGAAUGGAGACACUCUGAGUGGCGUUUACACCAUCUUCCUCAAUGGGGAGCUAAGCCACAAGUUGCAAGUAUACUGUGACAUGACCACAGAUGGGGGCGGCUGGAUUGUAUUCCAGAGGCGGCAAAAUGGCCAAACUGAUUUUUUCCGGAAAUGGGCAGAUUAUCGUGUUGGCUUUGGGAACCUGGAGGAUGAGUUUUGGCUAGGGCUAGACAACAUCCACAGGAUAACAGCCCAGGGCCGCUACGAGCUGCGUGUGGAUAUGCGGGAUGGACAGGAAGCAGUCUUUGCCUACUAUGACAAGUUCGCUGUGGAGGACAGCAGAAGCCUGUACAAGCUCCGCAUAGGAAGCUACAAUGGCACUGCAGGAGAUUCCCUCAGCUAUCACCAGGGACGUCCUUUCUCCACUGAGGACAGAGACAAUGAUGUUGCAGUCACCAACUGUGCCAUGUCCUACAAGGGUGCUUGGUGGUAUAAGAACUGUCACCGGACCAACCUCAACGGGAAGUAUGGCGAGUCCAGGCACAGUCAGGGGAUCAACUGGUACCAUUGGAAAGGCCACGAAUUCUCCAUCCCCUUUGUAGAAAUGAAGAUGAGGCCCUACAUCCAUCGUCUCACAGCCGGGAGGAAACGGCGAGCCUUGAAAUUCUGAGCACCGGGCAGCCAGCCACCAGCCAAACGAUCUUUUCUGUCAUUUGUUUGUAUUUUAUAAUAUGAGACAAGGGGGGAGGGGCAACAGUAAUGUGCUUCACAACAUAUUCAGACUAUCUGAAGGAAGCAGGGAUCAGUUAGGCACCAUCUGCUCCUAGUUUCUGCUGCCUUGGAGCCUGACUCGCAGGCUACAUGCUCCCUGCUAACCAGUCCUGCCUGAUCACCCCCCUCUUUUCUCACAGAGGAGGAAAACUGGGGAGUUAAAAAAAAAAAGAAAGAAAGAAACAGGCCAUGAAGUACAGAUUGUUACGGUGAUGGGCACACACACACACAACUUUCUCUAUCCCUUCUUCUGAGAUACCUUCCAACUUCUAAGUAAUAGUAAUCUGGUCACCACUGCCUAUGGCCAGGUGACCACAUCAUCCCAGAAAAGCUUCUAGAAGAAAGCUUGGCCAAUCUUCUCUUGAGAAGGAAGAUACCCACCACACCCUGGCGCAAUAGCCCAAGUUCAUUGCAAUGGGCUAAAGAUUCUCACAUUCUGAGAGUUAACUUUUAGGAGGCAUAGCCCCUCUUCCAUCCCCAUCCCCUCCUUACUUCUGUCCCCUAGAUCCUAUAGACCUACCAACCCAACCACUGUUUAGAACUCCAGUUACCAAAGCUGUCUGAACCUGACCCGGGGUCAUACAAUAGCUGUGCCCUGUGUGUCGUAAGUCAUUGUCAUGGAAUAACUUUCUUUGGUGGUGAGACUUGGGGCAAGGGUAUUGUUUCUAGCACAUUUGUAUCAGAUGUUGACAAAGGACAGGAGUGGAAAUGAGGGCACCUACCAGGGAUCGUGGAGGUCUGAUGGGAAACUGACCUGACUCAGUGCUGCCUUGUGCAUUUGUGAUCUGAUUUACCACGGAUUCCUUUCCCUGAGUCCUAGCUGAAGGUCUCUAGCUCUGUACCCAGUCCGGCUAUCCUCAGUGCAAGUGGCUUCAGAAGAAUCAGGGGGGGAAGUUGUAUGAGCCAUUCCCCUGACUGAUUACACUGGGAGGAGACAGAACGUUUGUCCUGCUUUCUUGUUUGCUUUGAUCCUGUGGUAAACAGAACUGACCCCCUCAAUGAGGUGAGAUCAUGAGAAAUAUUUUCCAUCUCCCUCUGUUAUCCUGCUUUGAGAAGAAAAAUGAAAAGUGCCAGAGGAAAUUGCAUUUAGAACUCCAAAGGUGAGAGGAGUGAUCUCCCCAGCCCACCCCAUGAUUUGAUUUUUAAAGCCCAGGAGAACUGGAGGCUAUAGAAGCCAUGACCUUUCAGCUUCUCCUCAAAUAAAACACCAGUCAGUCUUCCCUGCAGCAUCUUCCCAAACUGUGCCAAGUUUCUCAACUGCCUUUUCCCUGUCUCCCUGUCCUCUCCCAUCUCUGAGGACCCAGUGUGUGCUAAUAGGGCCCAGGGCUACUGUCUGGGUCAUCGUAUACCUAUGCCAACCAGUUAAUGAGUAAGUUGGCAUCUUGAAAUAGAAACAGCCACCAUCUAACCAAGCUUUGAACCAGAAGCAAGAGUCCUCCUGAGUUGAUGAUCACCUGCUUAGCAUCGUGACAUUGGAGUUAGCUUGUCAUUUUUCUGUAGUCUCUCCCAUCUUUGUGAUACAGAAUCACUGACCUACUCAAGGCCAAAAACACAGGUGGAGUUUUCACUUUUUAAUCCAUCAUGGGCUUCAAGCAGCUAAGAGAGGAGGAAGAGGGGGAAGCCUCUAGGUCAGCUGAUAUUUAACUAGAUGUGGGCCAACCAUGCAGAACUGGAGGUAAGCACACUUAAAGAGGGACUUGAGGGGCAUGGUAUGAGGUUGUCUCUGCCACCAUGACAGCUACACGUGCUUGAUGGGUUUGUUCAAAUCUCUGGGCCUUGGUUUCCUCACCCAAUUGAAUCAGAGUUUAGACUGAAAGGAUUUCUAAUGCCUCUUUAGGUUUAACAAUCUGUGAUAGGAAAGCAGAAUCAAAGUUGGCCUUGAUUAAGGAAAAGCCAGAAUCCCUGUGAAGGACAUGGGGAAAGGGAAAAGGGGGAAAGAGACUGACUCAGAACUCUCUGUGUCUCUCAUAGACAC
This is a messenger RNA of Mus pahari (shrew mouse), 6770 nucleotides long. RefSeq names its product tenascin R (gene Tnr). The transcript is spliced from 23 exons. The record is from RefSeq and is a predicted model, not a curated record. Bases 618 to 4694 code for a protein of 1358 amino acids. Gene Ontology annotation, molecular function: protein binding. Lineage: Eukaryota; Metazoa; Chordata; Mammalia; Rodentia; Muridae.